Molecule: messenger RNA, 3416 nt
Organism: Poeciliopsis prolifica (blackstripe livebearer)
Lineage: Eukaryota; Metazoa; Chordata; Actinopteri; Cyprinodontiformes; Poeciliidae
Gene: hoxa13b
Product: homeobox A13b
Exons: 2
Coding region: 22-882 (286 amino acids)
Biological process (GO): regulation of transcription by RNA polymerase II
Molecular function (GO): RNA polymerase II cis-regulatory region sequence-specific DNA binding; DNA-binding transcription factor activity, RNA polymerase II-specific
Source: RefSeq, a predicted model, not a curated record
UCCUCCCAUGUAGGACAUGCUAUGACCGCCUCGUUACUCCUCGGCUCGCCCUGGAUCGACCCGGUCAUGUUCCUCUACGACGGCGGCUCACAAGAGGAGAGAAGCAAGAACAUGGAAGGCUUCACAGGUGGGAACUUCGCGGCAAACCAGUGCAGGAAUCUGCUGGCGCAUCCAACCUCGCUGGCUCCCAGCACCACCUACGCUGCAAGCGACGUGCCAGUCUCUGGGGUGGGGGAGCCUGGCAAGCAGUGCAGCCCCUGCUCCGCCACUCAGAGCUCGCCCAACGCUUCUCUGCCCUACGGAUACUUUGGCAGCGGCUACUACCCGUGCAGGGUGUCACACGGCGGCGUCAAGGCAUGCGCGCAGCCCUCCGGUUACGGGGACAAAUACGCGGACUCUUCGGUCUCCGGUGAGGCGAAGGAGUUUGCCUUCUACCAGGGAUAUUCCUCCAGCCCCUAUCAGACCAGCUACCUGGACGUGCCGGUGGUACCUGCGCUGAGUGCGCCGCCCGAGCCAAGAGAGUCUCUGCUGCCCAUGGAGCCCUAUCAGCCCUGGGCCAUCACUAACGGGUGGAGUGGUCAGGUUUACUGCACCAAGGAGCAAUCGCAGGCAAACUCUCUGUGGAAAUCUUCAUUACAAGACUCCUUAUCCGGUGGUAUGGACAGCUCGGUCCGUCGUGGGAGAAAGAAACGCGUGCCAUACACAAAGGUGCAACUCAAAGAACUGGAGAGAGAGUACGCCACCAACAAAUUCAUCACCAAGGACAAAAGGAGACGGAUAUCCGCGCAGACGAACCUGACAGAGAGACAAGUGACGAUCUGGUUCCAGAACAGGCGGGUAAAGGAGAAAAAAGUUGUCAAUAAGUUCAAGAGCUCUAGUUAGCUCUGGAGACAUUCCCAAGACGUGGAAAGCGCGGACGCGGGUGCGCUUUCAGCAGUGGAAGAGAGAGAGACAGAAAGAAAAAAAGAGAAAAAGAUAGAAAACUGUGCUAUAAUUUAUUCCAUUUAUGAACUGUUACACACUGUCGCCGGAACGACUCUGGUUUGAACUAUAACGUUUCCUUCCUCGUUUUAAUUGGAACCAGUCCGUGGGGCCUGUUGGCAGAAGGUCGGAAGAGAUCUUGAGUUUGAAGCGACGUUUGCGGGACGUUUCUAGUCUCCAUCCCGACGAGCAUUCCGACAAAUAUUCUGCAUUGAGACGGGCGAACCACCAGCAACUUGUGCGCAUUUUCCCUUUAAAAAAAGAAAAAUAUAAGGUUGAAGCGCACGAAUGAAAAAAAAAUAAAACACCAACAAAAAACAAACAAAAAAACACAUUUGGUUUCAGACUGUGGUAAAGAGUAACAAAAGCAGGUAUUUAUCAUAAAAUUAUUCAAAUACUGCAUUUGCAGUAUUUGUAUCCGAAUGUUUAGCUCCAUCCCAAAUUUAUUUGAGAAAUGAAUUUUCCUAUUAAAUCAGCUUUCAUCACAUCUUUCAUUCUCAGCGGGUUACCUAUGAAACUUUACCAAGCGUUUCAUUAGGAUUUCCAAAGUUUCAAUCAAAGGCGCCUUCGGAACCUUUGCAGAGGGGUGGCCAGAUGGUCUCCGCUGAUAAUCUUGGCGCGGGACCUUGAAACCAAAAGCUUAAACUGAAUUUUCUUCUUUUUUUAAUUUUAUUUUAUUGUGCAAUCGUUUAGAGUUAGGACGAUAGGGUUCGGGGGGUAUCAAAGAUGGCACACCAUGAAACACCAGAACGGACAUUAAAAAAGUAAUUAUUUAUAUAAAAAAAUAAACAAAUAAAAAUAUGUUUUGCUUUUUUUCUCUCUUGUGCGGAACUCAUUCUAAAAAAAAUAAAAAUAAAAAAGAAACAACAAAAAAAAACAAAACAAAACAGGAGGUUACCCGCAAACAUGUAAAGAAGGCCUCUGGCACCUUUGCCCCCACCCGUUGGUGGCGCCACUGAUUUUAAGAGUUUGCCAGUUUGUCUGAAAAAGGCAUGUACAUGCCCUUUUUCCCCCCUAUUGCUCUCGCAUUUACAUUUUGUCUUCCUGCUUACUCUUCAAGAAGAAAAAAAAUCUACAUGAAUGGAUGAACCUCACCAAAACAUGUGUAAAUAUUUUCUGCGCAACCGAGUCAGUUUUCUGUUUCUUAUCCAUAAACCAACGUUUUUUUUUUGUUUGUUUGUUUGUUUGUUUUUUUUUUUUACAAUAUAUGUUUGACACACACUAUAAGUACGUUGCUGUCGCGAGAGUUUCAUUUAUCUUUCUGUUUCGUGAGAAAAUUCGAAUAAAGUGAUUGACUGCGGUUUCAAAUGAAAAUAUGAUUUAUAUUGUCUGGUAUGACGAUGGAAGUGUUAACAGGCCAACAGUUUGAUUCAGGUCCCAGUAUUUAUCACAGAGACUCUAUGUCGCCAUCUAGCGGCGAAUCUUUGUCUGCGCAGUUUUCCUGCCUAUGGGCUGCGGUUUCUCGAAUCCGUCGCUGUUUUUGUUGGGCGCUCCUCGAUUUGCCACUUCUCACUCGACUUAAGGUCUUUCCUGUAAUGGGGAGGUUUCGUAAGUUGGUGUACUGCAUUGAAGUGUAGUUACGUGACCUCAAUAAAUAAUAUAUAUCAGCAAUAAGUUGCUGGGAUUUAUUGUGGCUUGACCAGGGUUUACAGUGUCACACUUUAGAGUCGACCAUUUUACGCGGCUCUUACAACGUAACCAAACACGAACAAACAAAUGACGAAAUUACACCGCAAAACGCGAACCGGUCAUAUUGAAUAAACUGUAAUGUUAUUGGAAAGUUCAUUUAUUUCAGUGACUCAAUUCACUGAGUGCAACGCAUUACAGCAAUUACACACAGACUGGUGAUGACUAUGAUUUUCCUCUUAUACAGUUAGUAAAACACAACAUUUAAGGUUAGAAGAUUACAUUAGACUGACACAAAAUGUUUUUUAUUCAAAAAUAUGGGCUUUAUGGAAAGCAUGCUCGAGUUGUGCUUGUGGGUUAUUAUUUCCAAAAUGCAGGCCACUUGCAAUCUGACAAACUGCAUUGUCAGAAGGUAUUCAAAAAUAAUUACAAAUGCAUUCAUAUAUCCUGUAAUUGAGAUUUUUUUUUUUAGCACUAUGAUUCAUCACACUGUAACCACCUGCGAGUGACACACGAAGGUUUGGAACAUGGGUGUGAAACGGUUGCUUUUAUAAGCUACAUGAUGGAAGCAGACAGAAAGUGGCAACAAUGCAAGCAUGAACUCUAAGGAGAAUCUGCAUGAGCAAAGAGAGAAGUUGACUGAGUCGCUCAUGUCAUUUUCGAAGAUUACAUUUACACUUUUUCCUCAAUGGCAACAGCAUUGCUAAGAUGUAUUUUUUUUAUUCUGAUGCUUAACCCACUGUAUGUGUAUUGUACAUAUAUUUAAGCUAAGAAAACCUCCAUUAAGAAAUAAAAUGAGCAAAACUCUG